AUGUUACAGUACUUUCUAGCGCCCACGCGUGACACGCCACCCGAGACUCUCAUAAGACUAGGUAACAUCAUCGAACAACCGCGUUUCGCAGACCAGCCUCUCAAUCGAAAUCCACUUCCAAUCGAUAAUAUCAUCGUAGGCCCUGAAUCGAAAGACCAUGGGUUGGCGUUCGAUCAUACCAAAACAUACAGCAUCGGCAUCUGGGCCUCUUUCCUCAUGCAAAUCCUCGGCGUCGGCGGAGAUAUCAACAUGCAAAUCUCCAAUGGAACAACGGAGAGUUGGAAUUGCGACACGAUAAGGACGUUGUUCUUCGAACCAACCACGGAGUACAUCAAGAAGAGUCUUGAAAUCACGUCCGUUAAGGAGUACAUUCGAGACAACAGAAAUUGGCUAUACGACACAAAGCUAUACAUGAUCACGGGCAUAAAGAUCGCUUAUGGCGCUAAGGGUACAGUGACCUAUGCGCGUAACAAAAGCAUACAUCUCCAUCUUGGUGUUGAUGCUACACCAGUGGGUGUGCCUGUUCAAACUGGUCCGGAUAUAGGGGUAGAGAAGGGUCGUAAUAUGACGCAGAAUAUUGGAGACAAGGAACCUUUUGUGCUUGCAUUCCGCAUGCAGAGAAUCAAGGUGUCAGCUAAAGGGGAGAUCAGACAUCGACGGGAGGAAGGCGAGAUGCUGGGCCUUGACGAUGAUGAUGAGGACGAGAAAGACGAGGAGCCUGUGGAACUUAUGGUGGAUGGACUGGAGAGCGUGGACGCGCAUGCGGAGGAGUUUGGCAUUCGUACAUCGUGGGUAGUGGGGGAUGAAGGGGUUGGGGAUACGAGUAACUGCGCUCUGGCAGAAGACGACUGA
Messenger RNA from Alternaria atra, 852 nucleotides. RefSeq lists its product as uncharacterized. The record is from RefSeq and is a predicted model, not a curated record. Bases 1 to 852 code for a protein of 283 amino acids. The transcript has a single exon. Lineage: Eukaryota; Fungi; Ascomycota; Dothideomycetes; Pleosporales; Pleosporaceae.